Molecule: messenger RNA, 1521 nt
Organism: Agelaius phoeniceus (red-winged blackbird)
Lineage: Eukaryota; Metazoa; Chordata; Aves; Passeriformes; Icteridae
Source: RefSeq, a predicted model, not a curated record
AUGUGGGAGCCCCGUUUCCCCGCGCUGAGCCCCGCGUCUCCCGCAGCGCUGUCCCCCGGCCGCCAGCCCUCCCGGGGGGCCGCGCCGCCCCCCGCCGCCGCCUCCGCCUGCACCCCCGGCUCCGCCUGCGGCUCGGGGGGGCCGGACCCCGGCGGGGCCUCCCCCGCGCCCCCCUUCUCGUGGCCGCCCCACUUCCUGCCGCUGGGCACCCCCUGGCCCGAGGCGGCGGCGCUGUGGGGCGCGGCCUGGGCCGGGCACGUCUAUGGGGCGGGGGCGGCCUUCGCGCUGCUGGGGGGGCUGGGGGCGCUGCUGCUGCUGGGGGGGCGCCGCCCGGGGCUGGCCCGGCUGCUGGGGGCGCUGCUGGCCCUGUCCGCCUUCGCCCGCGCCUUCCCGCUCUUCUUCGACCCCUACGAGCUGGGGGGGCGCCUGCCGCCCGCCGCCGCCCGGGCGCUGUUCGAGCUGCCCUUCCCGUGCCUGGGCUGGGGGCUGCGCGGCGGGGCGGGGGGGGCGCGGGCGGGGGUCCUGCGAGGGCUGGGGGCGGCGGCGGCGGCGCUGAGCGCGGGGCUGCAGCUCUUCGGGGCGCUGCAGUUCUGGGGCUGGGCCGCGACCCCCGCGCCCGGGCCCUGGGCCUGGUGGGGGCUGCAGCUGGGGGCGCGCCUGGCCGAGCUGGCCAUGGGGGGGGCGCUGGCCGCGCUCGCCUUCGCCGCCCCCCCGAGCGGCCGCGCCCCCCCCGGCGGCCCCGCCGAGCCCCCCGAGGGCGGCGGCGGGCGGGGAACGGGCGAGGAGGCGGGGGCGCCCCCCGAGUCCCCCCUGGAUGCGGACGGGGACCCCACGGCCGGGUACCGGCCCCCGUCCCCCAUCGACCUGCGCCGCUCCAUCGACGAGGCCCUGGGAGCGCCGGGAAUGUUCCGGGCCGGGAACGGCGGCAUCGGGGGCGCCGCGGGCGCCAGGAUCGGCCUCAUCGGCAACGCCGGGAACACCGGCGUCGGUGUCACGGGUAGCGCCGGGAACGGUGGGAAAACCAAGAGCAACGGGGUCAGCGUGCUCGGGAGCACCGGGAGCACCGAGAUCAGCGUCAUCAGCGCCGCCGGCAGCGCCCGCAGCGCCGCGAGCACCGCGAGCACCGGCACCAGCAGCACCGCCCUACCGGGGGGCGGCAGCUCCGGGAGCACCGCGGGCACCGGCACCAGCAGCACCGCCCUACCGGGGGCCGGCAGCGCCGCCAUGCCCGGGCUGGGCACCGGGAGCUCCAUCGGCACAGCCGGGGCUGCGGCAGCGGGCGGCACCGGCACCGCGGGGGCGAGCGCGGAUGGCACGGCUGGCAAAGCUGGCACGGCCGGCAAAGCCCGGGGGGCGCCGACCCCCGGGACCCCCGCGCAGGGCCCCCCCCGGGCGGCGCCGCCCCCGCUGCGGCCGUCGCAGAGCUGGGCUGAGGGGAGCCCCCGGCCCGGCCCGGCGCCCCCCGAGACCCCCGCGGGCGGCGGCGGCCCCAGCCCCGGCAGCGACACCAUUGACUUGUAG